CACUGAAUUAGCUGAAAACCGCACACUUUCACUGGAACUGAAGUGUGAGCUCCACAAAAAUGAAGCUUCGCUUUUUACUUUGCCUGUGUAUUGUGGGAGCUCUUGCACAGAGCGACUAUGAUGAAGAUGAUGGAGCGGAAGACAAAAAAGAUCCUAAAGAAAUCCUAGAUCCCAGAGGUCAUCGUCCCGUCAGUAGAGGUCGUGAGACGUACUCCGCAGGCCCGGCAGCCCCACCUCCCAUUAGUGGGGGAAGCCGUUACCGGGGAAGACCAACUGCAGCACCGGUGGGAAAACUUGUGCUGGAGAAGGAAGAGCAGCCAGAUUCUGGUGGAUGUAACCACAUGUCUGAGAAAAUGGGUGUGUUGUGUCCCACAGGUUGUGAUCUAAAGAAAACCCUCCAGAAGCAAGAACGUAACGUGAGGCCAACUGUAGAUCAGCUCAAACGAUCUGUGGAUGAGCUGACCCAGUCCACCAACUCUGUCUAUGGCUACGUCUUGGAUAUGACCACAGAAGUAGCACAAAGACAAAGAGUCAGCGAGGGCAAUGGUUUGCUGGUUGGUCAGUACACAGACAGCCUAGAGACCCAGCAUGCUUAUAUUAAGGACGCUGUGGACAUCACCUUCCCCCAGAACAUCAAAAUCCUACAGGGUGUGCUUGACAAGAUCCGUGAGAAGAUUCAGCGUUUGGAGAAAGCCAUCACUGCUCAGAGGGCCAAGUGCCAAGUGCCUUGUAAAGUCAGCUGCCCGAUUCCUGUGGUUUCUGGCAAGGAGUGCGAAGAAAUCAUUCGCAAAGGAGGAGAGGAAUCUCAGAUGUACCUCAUACGCCCUGAUCCACUCGGCAUGCCUUACAAGGUCUUUUGCGAUCAGACAAGUAAAAAUGGAGGUUGGGUGCUCAUCCAGAACCGUAUGGAUGGCAGUGUUGAUUUUGGCAGGCGUUGGGAUGACUACCGAAGAGGAUUUGGAAACAUUGCAUUUGAUGUGGGCAAAGGCCACUGCCAGACUCCUGGCGAGUACUGGUUGGGUAACGACCGUACUAGUCAGCUUACAAAGAUGGGUCCCUCUGAGCUUCUGGUCGAAAUGGAAGACUGGUCCGGUUCAAAGGUCUAUGCUCAGUAUGAGCAGUUCACUGUGCAGGGCGAAGCCACCAACUACAUCCUAGCAGUUGGUCGUUACUCAGGAACAGCUGGGAACACAUUUUUGGAUGGUGCAACAGAACUGUUUGGAGAGAACCGUACCAUGACCAUUCAUAACGGCAUGAUGUUCAGCACCUACGACAGAGAUAACGACAAAUGGAUACCUGGAGAUCCUUCUAAGCAGUGUUCAAGAGAAGAUGGAGGAGGAUGGUGGUACAACCGAUGCCACUCUUGUAAUCCUAAUGGGCGAUACUACUGGGGAGGAUCUUAUACAAAAUAUAUGGCCAAGCAUGGGACAGAUGAUGGCAUCGUGUGGAUGAACUGGAAGGGCUCAUGGUAUUCGCUCAAAUCUAUCAGCAUGAAGAUCAGACCUUUCUUCAAACAAUAAUAAAACUUCAAGUAAACUGAAAUGAGAUGCAGUAGAUUUCUUGAGCACAUUCCUAUUCAAUAGCACUCAUUUAAUUUAGGCUUUUUUGAGAAUAGGAGGAUAAUAAAACCUGAACCUAAACAUUUCAAGAGACACAGUUCAUAUAUGCAUAAAAAAAGAAUGAAUUAACUUGAAAAGUUUGAGACUGUGUUAUUGAAAAUGUAUUAAAAAAACAUAAGGAUAAAAUGUAAAACAAGAUGUAACACAAGGACUGUAACAAGGAUUGUAAGGAAUGUAACACAAUCUGCCUAAUUCUCAUUAAAGCUGACCUAUAAAAAA
This is a messenger RNA of Sinocyclocheilus anshuiensis, 1838 nucleotides long. RefSeq names its product fibrinogen beta chain (gene fgb). Gene Ontology annotation, molecular function: extracellular matrix structural constituent; signaling receptor binding; protein-macromolecule adaptor activity. Lineage: Eukaryota; Metazoa; Chordata; Actinopteri; Cypriniformes; Cyprinidae. The transcript is spliced from 8 exons. The record is from RefSeq and is a predicted model, not a curated record. The coding region runs from base 60 to 1520 and encodes 486 amino acids. Gene Ontology annotation, cellular component: fibrinogen complex. Gene Ontology annotation, biological process: blood coagulation, common pathway; platelet aggregation; platelet activation.